Messenger RNA from Symbiodinium sp. CCMP2592, 4731 nucleotides. The record is from the annotation of a GenBank genome assembly. NCBI's taxonomy places the organism in Eukaryota, Dinophyceae, Suessiales, Symbiodiniaceae.
AUGGCAGCUAACGACACGCAGAACCCCAAUCUGGGCGAUGAGCCCUACCGCGAACAGGUUAUGAUACGCCCAAGUGCUACCGCUAGCGCUACAGCUACGCAUGAAGAUGAUCGAGGUGGAAGACCCCUGGUGAAUGGGGUCCCGAAUCCCCUGAGGGGAUCGCAAGACAUUGAUGGAGAAGUUUUACUGGUGGCCGAUGCUUCGAGGGGACCGACUGGAACUGCGAGUGUGUACCGCCAAGCUGGCGACUUAGGACUGGCGACCGAGGAAGUUGCUGGCCCGGGUGCUAGAGCUGGGAGUGGAAGAGAGGGACCUCAAGAUCCCCGCAAUCCGCGGGCUACUUCCUCCUUCCUGGGUGCGGUAACGGGAGACUUGCAAACAGCGGGCCAUACUUCGACGAUGACACCGCAACCGGCAGCUUCGACAUCUCCACCGGUGAAUGUGAUCACUGGAAUGUUACGGGCGGUGCAGACACUGCCGACGACGGUGGAGAACCUUGUGGCGCGGACGGCAUCGGUUCGUUCGGCUUCUGGAACACCGGAGUACCAUGAUAGCGUGGAGUACGCCUCUGUGCGAACCUCGCCGGAUCGACCACCGGCGCCCCCCAGUUGGGACCAGGCGAACGAACCUCCGCUACUGGACCCCCAAGCUUUGCAGCAGAUCCAGCACAUCACGGCCAGAGCUCCGUUGCUCUACCCUGCGGCUUCUGUGGAGUAUACUGGAUACCCGGGCCCUCAAGGCCCACCGUCUACAUCUUCGAGUGAGCUGCAGGCCGAGGUUCGGAGGCAGCUUACAGAACUGAUGGCAGUUCGUGAUGAGGAGAGCCGUUUGGGAUCUCUGAUUGGCCAAGUGCGGCCGGACCGCGCCCUGGAUUUGGGUGCCCGGCAACUCUGGAUGGAGCACCAGGCCGUGCGUCAGGCGCAUGGCCUCGAGCGGCUUACUGCCGGCCGAGAAAGGCCACCGGAGGAGAGUUCCGUCCCGGGUCCAAGCGGACCGUCCAAGGAUGCUGUUGAUCCAAUGAGUGUUGUGUUAACGGGGAUGGCACAGUUGCAGUCACUUUGCAGACUGGUUGCAUGCGUCCGGCCCGCGCUUGCGGACAUUUCAGAUACCUCGGAAACCCUGUGGGCGAAAACGGUUGAAGAGGCCCAGGAUUGGUAUUCCCGAUACCUAAAGCUGGAACCCUUAGCCCGACUCACGGCUAAGCCUGUGCCAUCUGAGGAGUUAUUGCAGCCAAAAUGGACCCGAGUGGCCCGCAGGAUCGAGACGAUGAUUCUUGCGGCCUCACCGCAGACUAUCAAGGACGAGCUGAGUGCUGCCAGAGUCUCGGGGCUUUUGCCUUUACUAUGUCGAUUAUUCAUAAUCUACGGGCCUGGCAGCAUCACCGAGCGCGAACUAGGGCUCAAGAAUAUCACCGAACCAGCGGCAGGCGUAGCAAUCCAGGACACAAUCGAAGGGCUGCGCCGCUGGCAGCGGUGGUGUAGCCGUAUGUCAGAACUCGGCGGUGUGUUACCUGACAGUUCCCUUCAGGUACGAGCGCUCACUCGUAUCACGAGAGCAGUGCUCCACCAGAACCCGGAGGUUGCGUUCCGUGUAAACCUGGCCAGAGCUGAACUUCAGAUUGACUUGACGCCUGAUAAUGAGAAGGUUCGGAAACUGCAUGCGCAGUUGUUGGGGGAACUAGAGGCUAUGACUCAUAGAGGGGACAGGGACAAGGGUAACCGGGAUGUUCCGACCAACCCACCUGCCCCGAAGAUCAAGGGUGUAGAAGCACCUACCCCGGCGCCUCCUCCCCCCAAGGGACCUAAGCCUCCUAAGGUAACCCCUAAGGCCACUGGUGUUCCAAAGCAAGCAUCGGCUCAGGAAGCACCGACCCAGCAAAGGCAGUCUUGCACGUUCUUCUCAGGACCGAAUGGGUGCAAGAAGGGUGCCGAUUGCACAUACGACCACAACUGGGCCGCGUUUUCUCCUGCAGAGAAGGCCGCGAGAUGUAAGAAUUGUGGGGGUAAGUCUCAUAAGGCAGCAGACUGUCGUGCCGGCGCAAGGGUGGAUGAGCCAAAGGCUAAGGGUAGGCCUAACAAACCGGGCUCCCAACCGAAGUUUCCUUCUGAUGUUCCCGCUCCGCCCGUACCGCCAUCUGCUUCUUCAUCUGAGACUAGCAAUCAACACAUAAAGAGCUUGCUUGCUGAUGCAGCUUUGAUACUCCAACAAACUCUGCCUGGAGCCAACCCUCAAGCCACUGACCAAUCGCCCAUGACUAAUGCUACUCCGAUGGCACCUUCCCCGGCAGCGAACCCUCCUAAGGCUGUUCCUGCUGCGGUGCAGGGUACUCCGGUGACCCUUGCUUCCCUGAGUGCACAAUUGGACCAGUUGAGAUCCCUGGCACGUGAUCCGGAAGUCAGGACCUGUCAUUUGGAAUCUGAGGGAGUCCCGGUGAGCUGGGAACCCUGUGGACACAGUGUCCCUUCGGUUUCGCUGGCACAAUUGGGGGAGCAGCUUAGGCUUCUUCGGGAUUUGGCUGAGCGUCUUGAGGUUAAGGUCUGUAAGGACACGGGUGAAAGGGGAUCGGCCUCCGGAGCGUUGUUGGAUAGUGGGGCAACGCAUGCGGUCAUUGCAUAUGAUUCGAACCUUCGGAACCUAGAAAGGGUACCAGUCACGUUGGCAGGUGACGCCAAACAGGAUUGGUGGAAAACCAGGGGAGGCACUCUGGUAGUCCCCCCCAAUCAGGACCAAGGAUCAGGCAAACCUGUGCAGACCAUCCUCCCUCUUGGAGCCCUUGUCGAGUCUUUAGGCUGUCAGGUGCAAUGGACUAAAAGGAAGGGUUUGAGAGUUACCCACCCGACACUAGGAGUUUUGGCCACGGGAAUUUCCUCGAACACGUGUCCCUAUGUGCAAGAGGAACAGGCUCUUAAACUAAUAGCCGAGCUUGAGUCGCAAAGGUUGGAAGGUUUCAAGCAGGAGGUCCAGAAUCUGGAGUGUCAACUUGAGGCUCUUGAAGGCCCGACCGAUGCCACGGAAACGUUGCGCUCGUUUGCCCGUACUGGGUGCCGCGGGAAUGCUCUGAAGGCAAUCCUCGCCCAACCCUACCUGACCUCCCUGCCGAAUGCUGUGUUGGUGAACCUGGCUGAAGCAAUCCCUACGACCCAGGCUGACUCGGGGAAGUCCCUUCUUAAAACUCUCCCUUUGAAGCAUGCAGCACGCCGAGCACUGUACAAUUCGGAUAACUGGAUAGUCCAUCUGUGCUCGGGGCCUAAGAAACAAUCCGAUCCUCUGGUAGCUUGGUGUGACUCCCGAGGCUUUCCAGCGUUACAGGUAGAUCUGCAGCAAUCUGGUGGAAAGGGCUGGGACUUACUUCGACGAUCGGGUGUUUGGAAUGUGCUGCUUUGGGCUGCCUCUCAAGGAAAAAUUGCGGGAGUGAUGUCAUCUCCACCGGAACACGAUUCCCACCGGUCCCUGCACCUUCAUGCCCAGGCCAUGUUCGUGUGGUCCCUGGCUUCCACGGUUAAGGGGUUCGGGAUCCCGUAUGUUGCCGAACACCUAGGCCUUCCUGAGGAGGUGAAGGGUGUGUUCGCAAGGUGGUCGGGCAUUAAAGAUGUGUCCUUGUUCCAAGGUGCCCUAGGUGAUGAUUACUGCAGGCCCACCACCCUUGCAACCAAUCUGGAUGUCUCCUACUUAGCUUCGUUCCCACCGCGGGGAAACACUGCGAGUCCACCAGGUGGCCGUCAGUGGUCACAUGCACUCCGUAGAGAGAUUGCCAAGGCUCUCUCCGGAAAGCCUUCAACCCCUUCGUGUGAACAGCUUGAUGAGGUGAUUACUAGGGGGUUGAGUUCAUUGAAGACCUCUGCAGCGUCUUCGAACAUUGCAAUGCCUUCCCUUACGGAGGUGGGUGAUGCUGAUGGCGUCAGUGAUGAAGACCCCUGUGGUGAAGAUGAAAAUGAGGCACUCUUAAGGGCCUUUGAGGCAGAGAGUGUUAUUGAAACGGACGAAGAAGAUGACCUCCUUCCUCCCGACCUCAUGAGUAGUGGCAAUCCGGUAAAAGGGGAUAAGAACGUAAGUUCAGCACCGGGGAAAGUGGUUCCUGAUGAUACCGAACCAGUCACCUGUGAGGACAACCCUAAGGCCGGCCCCGAUGAGCACGGGAGUGGUUCUAAGGAUGAGCCCGGAGAACUCUCUCACCCUAAGUUGUCGGCAUCAGAGGUGGAGAAGUGGCGUGUCCACCUCUCCAACGGACAUGUACCUUAUAGGAGAGAUUGUCGGCAAUGCAUUGAGGGCGCGGGACUGAGCCACAUCCAUCGCCGUGUAAAAUAUCCGAGAUCGUUCUCGUUGUCAGUUGACCUCUUUGGUCCAGUGCCUCUGCCGGAGGCCGGCAGGGAUGAGGGAUGCAUCACGGGCAAGAGUUUCCUCCGCUACGGUCUUGUAGGCGCCUUCAGGGUACCGCGCAGCCUCAUUAAGACGCCGCCUGACAAGGAUGGGAUUAAGGACUUGUUUCGCCAGCUUGACCCUGCGCUAGAGGAAGAACUGGCGGAAUACGAGCCGUCUGAGACUUCACAGGAUGGUCUGGGUAACCUUGAUCAGGAGCUCGGAAGUCGCUCUGCUGAGCCCCCUUCCCACGUGCCUGUCGCAUCUGUGCUCCAGGAAUCCCAGGCUGGCGCUGAGGCUAGCCGUUCCGAAGGGGAUCAGUCCCUGUUGAAAGGAGGUAUUUUGCGCAGGAUGAGGUUGCUUUGGGGAAGCUGA